Molecule: messenger RNA, 363 nt
Organism: Diversispora eburnea
Lineage: Eukaryota; Fungi; Glomeromycota; Glomeromycetes; Diversisporales; Diversisporaceae
Source: the annotation of a GenBank genome assembly
AUGAAUCGUUUAUCUUCUAUCUUUAGAAGAGAUUAUAUUCCUACUAGAGUGUCUUAUAAAACAAAAUCUGGCCCGAUUCAUCGGGAAGCUCUAAACAUAUAUUAUGAAAAUAUAUGUUUAGCAAAUGAAAUACUCGACCCCCUUCCGGAAAGCAUCGAGAUCAAUAAUAAUUUACUUGUAGGUAAUCUUACAAAAGAAGAUCUGUUGUUGGCAAAACUUGGGAGUUCUACUUUGAAUAAAUUAAAUAAUGAUGAUGAAAGAACACUUGCACUGUAUCUUAAUAAAGUUGUUAUAAACGAUAAUCAAAGUAUAGGUGUUCAGAAGACAUUUACAGAUUCACUUGUCUAUUAUCUUCUUGCUUAA